Camellia sinensis is the source of this 803-nucleotide messenger RNA. Its product is annotated as glyoxylase I 4. Lineage: Eukaryota; Viridiplantae; Streptophyta; Magnoliopsida; Ericales; Theaceae. The record is from RefSeq and is a predicted model, not a curated record.
UAGCCAUGAACAUCUCUGUCUCUCUCUAAACUUUCUCUCUUAGUCCAUUCUUAUUUUCUUGAGAGGGUUUGGAAGAAACGAAAAAGGAAGGAAAGCAUGGAAAACCCAUUGCACUUGAAGUCACUGAAUCACAUAUCGGUUGUUUGUAGAUCUGUUGAUAAAUCUCUUGAUUUUUAUCAGAAUGUUCUUGGGUUUUUCCCUAUCAGGAGGCCUAAUUCCUUUGACUUUGAUGGAGCUUGGUUAUUCAAUUAUGGUAUUGGGAUACAUCUUUUGCAAUCUGAAGACCCUGAAAACAUGCCCAAGAUUUGUCAGAUUAAUCCCAAAGAUAAUCAUAUUUCUUUCCAAUGUGAGAGCAUGGGAGCAGUGGAGAAAAAACUGAAGGAGAUGGAAAUAGAGUACUUGAAGAACAGGGUAGAGGAGGGUGGAAUCUACGUUGAUCAACUAUUCUUCCAUGAUCCCGACGGCUCGAUGAUUGAAAUUUGCAACUGUGACAACCUUCCUGUGGUGCCACUGGCCAGAGACACCGUCCGAUCGUGCUCUAGCAUCAGUUGCAGUGUGCAACAGCAGCAAAUUAGACAAGUUGUAUAGAGAUCAAUGGCAUCUCUACCGUUCAUUGGCAUGAAUAUGAAGAGUAUUUUCCCUAUCUGAUGAUAUAAAUUGACGGUUUAGAUCAAAUUAUUAAGUGUUUUGAGUAUGUGCAUGUGUUGUGUGUUUUUCAUUUGCACAAGAAGGUUGAAAUGAAAAAAAGGGCCAAGUGGUAAAUUUCCCAAAUUGAAUGAUACCUUUCUUGAUCUGUUUUGUUU